AUGGAGCGCUCCUCCUCAAGCCCCCCAGGGGUGCCUCGCAACCCUCAGCAGACUCGGUCAUCACAACGCCGCAAGCCUGUCGAGCAUUUGCGCCUGGCCGAAACAAAGGCUGGCGAUAGCCGUAUCGGCGUUCCUCCCGCGUCUCCCGAAAUCAUCUCGUCCCUCAUCACCAGCCUUGCGGUCAUAUCGAAACCAGCCAACCACCAUUUUGAAGGACAAUCCGCCUCCAUGCCCAGCUCUCCUCGGCGUGCCAGCAGCAAUGGCAGUUUUGGUGUCGAGUAUGGCGCAUACUCACCCCAGCCCCUCUCACGGCUGCAAGAAGAGGAUGUCGACCUUGACGAGCUCGCCGCGAGCCCUCCGAUCGUCCGCACGUCCAAGCCCCCAUCCGGUUACUCUGCCCUGACUGCCCCAAAGUCUCCGCGCCGGGAGUCCUCCGGCGGCUUCAAACAACUUCUGCGCAGCCCGUCGCGACCGUCCUCCAAGAGCUCUGCAGGCUCAAUACACGACGAUAAUGCCAGCAUUGGCAAUCUGUCCGUCGAGCGUGGCUCCUCACGUAGUAUAGAGUUAAACCGCAAGAGUUCACAUGACAGCUGGGGCAGGCGACAAUCGAGAUCGCAGAAAGUGCUGGCGUACAUGAGCUCAAAGGAGCAGCUGCGGACAUCAGACUCCGACCGCAAACGCGCAAGUGGAGGCGGCAGUCAAAGUAAUGCGUCUCCAAACACGGGGAAAGCACAUGCCGAGACACCAGGCAUUGAUGGGCCGGGAGCUUCCAGGUCGAUGACGAGCGAGGCAGCGAAAUCGAAACCCACGCCGAGUGAUACGAACGGCUACCAUAUUCCAGCCCGUGAGUCGUCCUUGAAGACGGCUUCCAGAAGAUCCUCGCAGCGACUUUCCCAGGCCAGGCGACGGAGUGACGGCGCGCUAAACGAUAUGAUUCCGGAAUAUGGUGAGGAUGGUGAGCUUCGGGACCUCGCCGCAGCGAAGCAAGAGCGACAUUCUUCUCGUCGCCAAUUAGAUACGGAUGCAACAAGGACGAGGGAAAGCACCACGACAGGAAGAACGACCCAAUCAGCUCAUGGGGCCUCUGCAAAGAAUGGCUCUCGCGUGGAUGAGUCCUCAGCACCACCGGACACGUCGAGAUUGGCCGUGGAUGAUGGUGCACCGUUCCCCUCGAUUUCCUCGAGCCGAAAACGAAGCGGACAGAGCGCCGACCGGAAGAAGUCAGGCAGGACGACGCCCGACCCUGGCGAGACGAUGCGUUCGAAGAGAAGCAGCUCCCGUGCGAAGAGGCUGUCGGUGGGCGCGAAAGGAUCGGAAACCCCAGAUCGACGGAAGAGCUCUGCGACACCAGAGCCGACUGUCGGGUACGAGAGGCCACAAAGUGCAGACUCUAUUGACGACGCCGUCGAGUCGUACCUCUGUUCACCACGGCUCUCGCAAAAAAUUCAUCACCCUCAGACAGGAAGAGUUAUUUCAUUCUCGGAAGUCGGCGAUGCUGAUGGUUCCGCCGUGUUCUGUUGUGUGGGCAUGGGACUCACGAGAUAUAUCACAGCAUUUUAUGACGAAUUGGCCCUCACCUUGAAGUUGCGUCUGAUCACACCCGACAGACCUGGUGUUGGAGACAGUGAGGCAUACGCAGAUGGCACGGCCACACCUCUGAGCUGGCCUGAUGAUGUGUACGCUAUCUGCCAAGCACUGAAGAUUACCAAAUUCUCGAUUCUUGCCCACUCUGCCGGAGCGAUAUAUGCCCUAGCUACAGCAUUGCGAAUGCCUCAGCACAUCCGCGGCCGCAUCCACCUGCUCGCACCGUGGAUUCCCCCAUCACAGAUGAACGUAUUUGGAGCCUCGCAAGCAUCGCCGCCGGCAAAUUCCAUACCCACGUCACAACGCAUCUUGAGGGCCUUGCCAACGCCAUUUCUGAAAGCCGCAAACAGUUCUUUCAUGUCUGCCACGAGCAGCUCGAUCACCAGUUCGUUACCGAAGAAUAGCCCUCGGCGCACGAAACGGAAGGCGAACAAUUCAACGACCCCAGCUGGGGCGAAUAAGGAUUUGCCUUCUGUAGUCGACAAGGAAAACCUUGUGAGCAAGCAUGACUCGAUCGACCCGGAAUUCCUUGGUUCUGGGUUCACAGGCGAUAUCUCGAAAGAGCAACAACAGCACAACCGUGGCAAGAAUAACCGCUCAUCUGAUCCGCAGGCCGCGAUCCUCGCUGCCGCAGAGGAAGCGAUGGUGGAUAAGGAACGCCAAGUCCACUAUGACCUGAGAUUGACACAUGCAAUUUGGGACCUCGCCACCACAGGAGCCAACCCCGCGGUUGACUUGCUGGUCUGCCUGGAACGUCGACACACGAUCGGCUUCCGCUACGUGGACAUCACACGUCCUGUUGUCAUCCACCAUGGCAGCAAGGACACACGCGUGCCUGUGGAAAACGUGCGCUGGCUUGGCAAGACCAUGCGCCGUUGCGAGGUCCGUGUUCUUGAGGGUGAAGGUCACGGUCUCAUGGCGAGUGCGACAGUGAUGGGCUCUGUGCUCAUGGAGAUCAGCAAGGAGUGGGAAGAUUGGAACCAAGUCACUGGUUCCAACUCGAGAAGGGACGAAGGCCGCGAGAGAGGCCGAAGUUUGAGGGCAGGGCUCCGCUGA
Messenger RNA from Microdochium trichocladiopsis, 2640 nucleotides. RefSeq lists its product as uncharacterized. The coding region runs from base 1 to 2640 and encodes 879 amino acids. The record is from RefSeq and is a predicted model, not a curated record. NCBI's taxonomy places the organism in Eukaryota, Fungi, Ascomycota, Sordariomycetes, Xylariales, Microdochiaceae. The transcript has 2 exons.